This is a messenger RNA of Anopheles nili, 1365 nucleotides long. RefSeq lists its product as uncharacterized. The record is from RefSeq and is a predicted model, not a curated record. The coding region runs from base 1 to 1365 and encodes 454 amino acids. The transcript has 6 exons. Lineage: Eukaryota; Metazoa; Arthropoda; Insecta; Diptera; Culicidae.
AUGAUCAGCAUAGGCGGGCGGAACGGGUUGCGGCCCACGGUGGGGCUAAUGUUGGUCGUCUUCGUCGGGGUGGCCAUCGCUGGUCAGGCACCCGAUGCGCCCGAUGUGAAAGUGGAAAACGCAGCUUCGAUUGACUCGUCGGCCCUACUCGAGGCGGCCCUCUGUGUCGUGAAGGCCAACCCGGGCCAGUGUGUGCGGCAACAGGCAGCCCGUGUGCUAAACAACUGGGAAGACAUUCUGAACGCCAAGAAGACGGAAAUGCUCGCCGAAGCCGAUAAGGAGGUGAUAGCGAAGCAGCAGAGCCGUGGACUCAGCGACGCCGAGAUCGGACGCGGCAAACCAUCGACCCUGAUGAGCCAGAUCGAGACGGGCCUGACCGCACUCUCGGAGUUCGUUUCGGACGGUGUGGACGAGUACGUGUCCGACAAGGAGCAAGCGAAGGAAGGCGAGGAAACAUCCAAGACGCACCUGCACCAUCUGCUGAAGCUAGGUAACGAGGACGGUGCCGUCCCGGCCCAGGCCGGUGGCCCCGUCGGUCGAGCGGACGCCGACGACGAGGACUACCGCGAUCAGCUCGCUGCUGUGGAGGAUGGUUUGGUGGAUUAUGCUGGCUUGGCGGGCGCCCCGGAUAAAGCACUUGGUAGAGGCAAGCAAGAGGGUGACCAACCGGAUUAUGGGUUUGGUAGUGGCGAACAUAGUGCUGGUUUCGGAGGUGGGUCUCGUAGCGCCAUUGGCGGCGGUAGGACGGCUACAGGCUACAGCGCGGUGCAACAGGAGCAGCAGCAGCAGCAGCAGGUGCAGGAGCAGCGGCAGGAUGUAGAAGCAAGCGGUGAGGUGGCCGAGGACAGUCCGGCCGCCUCCGUGCGCUUCAUUGACGAUGACGUCGGUGGACUGCGAAGACGACGCAAGCGCAAGGGCAAGAAGAAGAAGACCUUCAUGAAGCUGUUCAUCCUUGGUGCCGCCCUGAAGGCCAAGAUCGAGCUGCUGCUGAAGAUACUGUCCUUCAAGCUGCAGCUGAAGUUCUUUGCCGUCGCCCUCAUCGGACUGCUGAUCAACAUCGCUCGGUUCUGGAUCGAUUUCAAGAAGCAACCCUCCCCACAGAAGGUGAUCUACUACGAACACGCCCAACACCAGCACCAUUACGACGAUCAUGGCGACGGUGACUUUGGUGGGUACUGGAAGCGAUCGCUCCAUGGCAUUAGCGAGGACGAGCCUGUGUACCAGCACGGUGUUAAGGAUCGUGCCGAACGCUACGACGAACCGUACCUCUACCGGAACCCGAAGUACGCCCCAUCCGCUAACCACUAUGCGCCCCAGCUCGCAGACCCACACGCCAUAGCGUACCAGCAGCAGCGGCCAUAUUGA